CUAUUCAACGUAGCUAAUGGUCGGUCAGCGGUCUUGGUACCCAGACUUCCCGCCGCUAUAUGUAACUUGCCUGUUGAGAGAGCAUCCUGCUAACUGCAUCGUUCAAUCAUGCCCAAAUCAAAAGAGGUGUUGUCUUCUACAUCUGGCAGUGACUCCGACAGUGAAGCUGAAACAAAGGCUAAGAGGAAGAAGGUGAGUGCUCCAGAGAAACCUGCUAAAAAGCAGAAGAGUGGGGAGUCCUCCAAACCAAGCAGCUCAGCGAAGAGUGAUCGAAAUAGUGAUGACAACAUGUUCCAGAUUGGGAAGAUGAGAUACGUUAGUGUCAGAGACUUCAAAGGAAAGGUUUUGAUUGACAUUCGAGAAUACUGGAUGGACCAAGCUGGUGACAUGAAGCCUGGGAAGAAAGGUAUCUCACUGAACCCAGAGCAGUGGAACCAGCUGAAGGAACAAAUGUCGGACAUUGAUGAUGCAAUUAGAAGAGUAUAAAAUUUGUAAAAUGUAUUUCAGCAGGUGGGUCGUGUGUGGCAAAGUGUUUUUAGAAUUCCAUACUUUGGCAUCUGGGCACUUUGUUAAACAACAGAUUUUGUUUUUGUUUUGUUUUUUUUGUUUUGCUUUUUUUCUUUCCCCCUCGGUUUCAGUGUGGCUGCAGUUUAGUUCAAGCAGAGUGUUUUUGUUUGGCAAUUCAGAAUUCACAACUGCUGUUCGAUGUUUGCAAUGGAUGAAAUGUAAGUCUGUAAUGGGGGAGCAUUGUUUUGCGAAUAAAAUGGCUACACUCUUCUUCAGAUUUAGUCUACAUAAUAAAGAGCACAGUCGCUGCUUGAGUGGUUUCACAUUGA
Electrophorus electricus (electric eel) is the source of this 836-nucleotide messenger RNA. It is a transcript of the gene sub1b, whose product is annotated as SUB1 regulator of transcription b. The record is from RefSeq and is a predicted model, not a curated record. Lineage: Eukaryota; Metazoa; Chordata; Actinopteri; Gymnotiformes; Gymnotidae. Gene Ontology annotation, biological process: positive regulation of transcription initiation by RNA polymerase II. Gene Ontology annotation, molecular function: DNA binding; transcription coactivator activity.